Molecule: messenger RNA, 969 nt
Organism: Impatiens glandulifera
Lineage: Eukaryota; Viridiplantae; Streptophyta; Magnoliopsida; Ericales; Balsaminaceae
Product: cold-regulated 413 plasma membrane protein 2-like
Exons: 4
Coding region: 126-734 (202 amino acids)
Cellular component (GO): membrane
Source: RefSeq, a predicted model, not a curated record
CCGCGCCACGACGAUCUUCAUCUUCUCCUUCACUCUCUCUUCCUGUUUCCUGUAAAUGUAAAUGUAAAGCCUCCUUCCUCUUCUUCAUCAAUUUUCUGGUUUACAUCUCUUUACAUUCAGAGAAAAUGGUCAGGGAAAUGGACUAUUUGGCAAUGAAAUCCGAUCCUCAAUUGAUUCAUUCCGACAUUAAUGAACUUAUCAUCGUUUCUAAGCGUCUACUGAACCACGCUAUCGAACUUGGUAACCUAGGGUACGUCGACACAUCUACUUCUCUAGAAUGGAUUGCCUCCUUCGCUGCCAUAUACUUGCUAAUAUUGGAUCGGACAAACUGGAGAACAAAUAUGCUGACUUCACUUUUGGUCCCUUAUAUAUUUCUAAGUCUUCCAGUGGUAUUAUUCAACUACUUUAGUGGGGAUUUUGGAAAAUGGGUUGCAUUCAUAGCUGUGGUGUUGAGGAUGUUCUUUCCUAGACAUUUUCCAGAUUGGCUGGAAAUACCAGGAUCAUUAGUUCUUCUUCUAGUUGUUGCUCCAAACUUGUUCUCAUACACCCUCAGGUAUAGCAUUGGAAGCAUUGUAAUUUGCCUUAUUAUUGGGUGCUAUCUUUUGCAAGAGCACAUCAAGGCUUCUGGUGGGUUUAGGAAUGCAUUAACUCGUAGCCAUGGGAUAUCGAAUACGCUUGGCAUUGUACUCUUGCUUGUCUAUCCUGUCUGGGUAUUGGUUGUCUCUUUUGUUUAAAGCGUUUUUUCUGCCUUAAGUUAUCUUGGUGUUGCUGUUGUUGUUGGUCUCCUCCUUUGUGUUUUAUGCUGAAAUUUUCUUGAAUAAGAUUGGUCUGAUUUUGAUAAUUGUUUGGGUUUAUUCAAAUCCGAGUGAUCAUCAUUAACUCAAAAUGAGUGUAAUUUGAAGAACUCUUGUACUAUGCUAAUUGUUAGAGCAUGGUGCAAUGUAUACUGAUAUUCUGUUUUACAUAUUU